AUGAUUCGGAAAGAGGCGUACGUAAGCCCUUCUGUAAUGGAAGAACUGAAGAGAAUCGUGUUGGAGAGCGAUAUUAUGUCGGAAGAUGAUGCUUCGUGGCCAGUACCUGAUAGAGUUGGCCGUCAAGAGCUUGAAAUUGUUUGUGGCGAUGAACACAUAUCUUUCACAACUUCGAAAAUAGGAUCUUUGAUUGACAUUACGAAUAGCAAAACAUAUUAUUACCUAGUUCAGGACCUGAAGUGUCUGGUGUUCUCGCUAAUUGGAUUGCACUUCAAAAUAAAGCCAAUAUAAUACGUCCCGUUUCUUAGUAUUUUUUCUGCUUCAGCUUAUCUUUUUGGGCAACUAGGAGCAAGCCACCAAUAAUUUGAACAAAAAGGAUACCCGGUUGGUGUACAGUAGUAUUGUAAUUUCGGGCAAAGUAAAGAUGAGCGUAUAACUUCAGUUUCGUGUCAAUGGUUGAAACAUCCUAUAAUUUUAGUAUCGAUACAUGGCUUUCGACACUGUUUUGAUGAGUUCUAGUUUAUGAAGUUCGUUAGUUGGGUUGGAUGUCAGUUAGUCAUCUACAACUUAGGACCAAGCACAUAUAUGCGUCGGUCCAAG
Molecule: messenger RNA, 600 nt
Organism: Schistosoma curassoni
Lineage: Eukaryota; Metazoa; Platyhelminthes; Trematoda; Strigeidida; Schistosomatidae
Source: the annotation of a GenBank genome assembly